Messenger RNA from Volvox carteri f. nagariensis, 348 nucleotides. RefSeq lists its product as uncharacterized. The coding region runs from base 1 to 348 and encodes 115 amino acids. Lineage: Eukaryota; Viridiplantae; Chlorophyta; Chlorophyceae; Chlamydomonadales; Volvocaceae. The transcript is spliced from 4 exons. The record is from RefSeq and is a predicted model, not a curated record.
AUGCCGAAGCCAUCUCAGGCCCACAUGCAGACGACUGGCGGCCGUGAGUGCCGAAAAAAGCAGGCGAUCAUUUGCUGCAACUACCAGCAGACGGGCCGUAUAGCUCGGAGUUACAGAGAGAGCCGCAGCCUAACGUGCAGGGAAGGAGUGGACGACCACACGUGGCAGUCCGGUGACGCUCCAAUAGCUGCUCAAUAUUGCGACAACACUAAUUCGCCCGGCUUCAUCCUCAUUAUUUCCAUGCCCGAAAACACAGAGCGCUUGACACUGUCAUUUUCCAGUGUGACAGUGGUGCCUAGCCGACUGUGGUUCCUAAGUCUACCAGAGCUUACGGAGGCCUUGACUUAG